AUGGGGAGAAGGGUAUCGCCUGAAGAAGAGGCCGAGGCAGGAGGAGGCAGACGUAGAUCAAAAGUUACAGAAAAUGAAGGAGCAGCUUUGGCUGAGCUAGGGGCAAAAGACAAUAGCCAGACCCUCUUACCCACAUCCUCGCCAUUUUCAAGGUGGAUCCAGCAGGAGACAAUCCCCAAGAAGUUUAUGAUGCCACCCAUGGCGACGUACGACGGAGCAGGGAAUCCUUGGGAGCACAUCCUGAACUACAAAACGUUCAUGGAGCUCCAGACUCUAUUAGAUGCUUUGAUGUGCAAGGUGUUCCCCACAACUCUCACAAGACCAGCAAGGGCCUGGUUCAAUAGCCUGGAGGCAGGAAGCAUUAAAAGUUUUGGGGACCUCGCCAACAUUUUCAUUAGCUGGUUCAUAGCAGGAGUCCUGGAUGAAAGGAAGACCAGCUACUUAGAAACGGUCAGGCAAAGGAAGAAUGAGUUCUUGAGGGAGUAUGUGGCCCGUUUUAACAUGGAGGCCUUGCAGAUCCAAAAGUUGGAUGAAAGCCAAGCCGUGGAGGCCAUGCAGAAGGGGAACACAUCCCCUGAGUUUUUUAGGUCACUAUGUAGAAAACCCCCAACCACCUUGGCAGAACUGAUGAAGAGAGUCGAGAAGUAUAUCAGGCAGGAUGAUGCCUUGACAACCAGUAGGUUCAUCAGGGAGGCUGGAGACAGGGAAAAGGUGGUAAAGGAGAGGAGGUCAAAGAGACUAGAAAGACGACAGAAUAAAGGGCCCGAGGUGUAUAGGCAGCCUUGGGACAAGAGAGAGCAGAGGGCAUAUCAACCCCGAGUCCCUGAGGCAAUCACUCCCCUCAAUGCAUCCAGAGCCGAAGUGCUCAUGGCAGUAUAA
Molecule: messenger RNA, 879 nt
Organism: Manihot esculenta (cassava)
Lineage: Eukaryota; Viridiplantae; Streptophyta; Magnoliopsida; Malpighiales; Euphorbiaceae
Exons: 1
Coding region: 1-879 (292 amino acids)
Source: RefSeq, a predicted model, not a curated record